Messenger RNA from Mastomys coucha (southern multimammate mouse), 2309 nucleotides. RefSeq names its product RP2 activator of ARL3 GTPase (gene Rp2). The record is from RefSeq and is a predicted model, not a curated record. Gene Ontology annotation, molecular function: GTPase activator activity. The transcript has 5 exons. Gene Ontology annotation, biological process: post-Golgi vesicle-mediated transport. Bases 158 to 1210 code for a protein of 350 amino acids. Gene Ontology annotation, cellular component: cilium; periciliary membrane compartment. NCBI's taxonomy places the organism in Eukaryota, Metazoa, Chordata, Mammalia, Rodentia, Muridae.
GUUGGGCCUGGCGGGAGUGCUGAGGGUUGCCGGUGGCUGGGCUGCUCUCCUGGGCGGUGUCCGGGGAGCUGUUGGCUGAGUCGCCCUGGGUUCCCCCCACCCUCUGAGAGGUGUCUGAGCGAGUGGGGCCCACAAGCAGGACCCUUAGGCCGGCACCAUGGGCUGCUGCUUCACUAAGAGGCGGAAGAGUGAAAAGGAGUCGCGGGCUGAGGAAGAGGAGGAGCAGCCCAAGCUAUACAGCUGGGACCAACGGGAGAAGGUUGAUCCAAAAGAUUACAUGUUUAGUGGACUGAAGGAUGAAACAGUAGGUCGCUUACCUGGAAAAGUGGCAGGACAGCAAUUUGUCAUUCAAGACUGUGAGAACUGUAACAUCUAUAUUUUUGAUCACUCAGCUACUAUUACCAUUGAUGACUGCACUAACUGUGUAAUUUUUCUGGGACCAGUGAAAGGCAGUGUUUUUUUCCGAAAUUGUAGAGAUUGCAAAUGCACAUUGGCUUGCCAACAAUUUCGUGUGAGGGACUGUAGAAAGUUGGACGUCUUUUUGUGCUGUGCUACUCAACCCAUUAUUGAAUCUUCCACAAACAUCAAGUUUGGCUGUUUUCAAUGGUACUACCCUGAAUUAGCAGCCCAAUUCAAAGAUGCAGGCCUCAGUAUCUUCAAUAACAUAUGGAGUCAUAUUCAUGAUUUUACACCUGUGUCAGGAGAGCUCAACUGGAGCCUUCUCCCAGAAAAUGCUGUGGUUCAAGACUAUGUUCCUAUUCCAGCAACUGAAGAAUUCAAAGCUGUGCGAAUUUCCACAGAAGCCAAUAGAAGCAUUGUUCCUGUAUCUCGGGGUCAGAGACAGAAGUACAGUGAUGAAUCAUGUCUUGUGGUAUUAUUUGCUGAUGAUUAUACAACUGCAAAUGCCAGGAAACUAAUUGAUGAGAUGGUUGGUAAAGGCUUUUCCCUAGUGCAGACAAAGGAAAUGUCAAUGAAAACUGAAGACGCUCAAAGGGUUUUCCAGGAAAAGGCAUCAGACUUUUUACUUCUUCUAAACAAAGGUCCUGUGAUUGCCUUGGAAUUUAAUGGAGAUGGUGCUAUACAAGAAUGUCACCUUAUUGUAAAUGGGAUAUUCAACGGGAUAAAGAUGUUUGUAUCAGAAAAAAAGGAGACCGCAUCUGGAGAUGUUGACAGCUUCUAUAACUUUGCAGAGAUCCAGAUGGGGAUAUGAAGCAGAUUGUGGUAUUAAGCCCAUUUCAACCUUUAUAUAUAGACAGUUUGAUAAAUGCUUAUAUAUGUUAGUCAUUUAGCAAUUAGUAAUUUUUACUAAUGCUAAAAUUCUUAAAGGCUAUUUUUAAAUAACUUUGAAUACCAUCAUUUACUUGAAGUAUCUAAAGUAGUUCAUUUAAAUUGAGUAGUUUUAAUCAUCUUAUAAAUUAUUUAACCUGCUUCAAUAAGCUUGCAGUUUUAUUUCUUUUUAUACAGUAAUCUUAUUAGGAAAUGUUCAUGAUUUUAUUCCUAAUUAAAAGUUCUUUCAUAUCUCUGGUAAUUUCAACUUUCCAACUUUCCUUAGUGCUCUAUGAUAAUUCAUUUAAGAAUAUAUUUUGUUUCUUAUUUUCUCUUUUAAUUUAGAGGAAUUUGUUACUAGGUGAAAUUAAAUAAACCUAUAUACUUUUUUAAAAAAAUACAUACAUGGCCAGUUAAAUAAUCAUUUCAUUCUUGCAUUAUAUGACUAAUGAGAUUUUGUACGUGGAGUUGAUAUACUAUUUUGUAAAUUGGGAGUUUCUUUUUUUUAAAAAUGGGUAUUUGAAAGCUGAGUGUGGUCGUGGCAUCUGUAGUCCCAGGCUACUUGGGAUGCCUAAGUGGAAGAAUCACGAGUUCAGGAGUUCAAGAACAGCCUUGGCAAGCAAGACUCUUUUAGAAAGAAAAAACUAAGAUAAUCAGCUUUGUAAAUACUUCUAACUGAUCCUGGCAUUGCUGUUUUAAGGAUGACUUCCAAAGUAGUAUGGCUGAUUUUUAAGUACAACUGUCAGAUGAUUCUUCUGUUUUCUAAUAAGAAAAAGUAUAUACAACAUAAAACUGUAGAAUACCAAUCACCAGCAGAUUUGACAGAGGUGAUCACUGUCUUUGACUAGCUGUUGUGACUAGCAAGAGACCUAGAACAAAACUUAUGAUUUUUAGGUAAGGAACACUUAGGUAUGAUGAUAAUCUAGACAGGUAAUUCAAAAUUUCUACCCAUUUUUUUUACUCAUGUCAACUAAUGUUAAAGUAUGAUAAAAAUUUUGGUUACUUGAAAUCAUUAUUUCUCAAAUCCAUUUGAUAAUAGUAAU